AUGGUAUCAUUUUCAUGCGAAGUCUGUAACGAUACAGUGGUCAAGAAGAAGUUGGGUCAACAUCAGCAGAGAUGCCGUGGAGCCUACUUUACCUGUAUUGACUGUUCAACCACGUUUCAUAACAACGACCACAAUAAACACACCAGUUGUAUAUCAGAGGCUGAAAAAUAUGAAAAGAGUUUGUACAAGGGUAAAAAGAAGCAACCAAAGGAGCAACCAAAGGGGCAAUCAAAGGAGCCACCAAAGCCAAAAGAACCUGCAGGCAAGACAUCACCACUUGCGCUGUUGGUCACUGAAAAGUCAAACUUUUAUAAAGUCCUCAAAAAGGCAUCGAAAGAUGAUAAAAAGAAACUAAAGGAGAUUUUGAAAAACUUGACCGUGUCAAACGUUGAUGGGAGAUUAAUCAUUCAGUAG
Molecule: messenger RNA, 414 nt
Organism: Lodderomyces orthopsilosis Co 90-125
Lineage: Eukaryota; Fungi; Ascomycota; Pichiomycetes; Serinales; Debaryomycetaceae
Exons: 1
Coding region: 1-414 (137 amino acids)
Biological process (GO): rRNA processing; negative regulation of transcription by RNA polymerase II
Cellular component (GO): nucleolus
Molecular function (GO): DNA binding
Source: RefSeq, a predicted model, not a curated record